CGGUCACUCCUCUUGCUGGCGGGCUCCUCUUCUGACGCGGUGGAGAUGGCAGUGAACUUCGCCUGGAGCUUUGCCGCACUUUGCUAUUUAGCACUCUGGGGCUUCACCAGGACCUCAGAUGCUACAGAUGUACCACCACCUAAUUCGACCAUGAAACCUGGCUUCCCUGUCCCGAUGAACACCAACAAUCCUGGUGUCCGCAAGGCAGCUCGCUUUGGGGUUUACAGAUACAACAACAGUUCCAAUGACCUCUUUCUUUUUAAGGAAUCACAAAUAAACAAAGCUAUGGUACAGAUUGUCAGAGGGCUGAAAUACAUGCUCCACGUGGAAAUUGGACGCACCGUGUGUGAGAAGAGGGACCACUCGAGCCUGGACAGCUGUCACUUCCAGAGGAAAAAAAACCUGCAACAGAUGCUGAGAUGCUAUUUUGAGGUCUGGAUAACGCCUUGGUUACAUAAAGCACAUGUCCCCGUUGCUCUCUGUCACUGA
This is a messenger RNA of Nipponia nippon (crested ibis), 489 nucleotides long. It is a transcript of the gene CST7, whose product is annotated as cystatin F. Gene Ontology annotation, cellular component: lysosome; late endosome; endoplasmic reticulum. Gene Ontology annotation, biological process: positive regulation of myelination; immune response; negative regulation of microglial cell activation. Gene Ontology annotation, molecular function: cysteine-type endopeptidase inhibitor activity. Lineage: Eukaryota; Metazoa; Chordata; Aves; Pelecaniformes; Threskiornithidae. The record is from RefSeq and is a predicted model, not a curated record.